CUGAAGAGGCGUCUGAUAAAAGUGUGACGUGCAGGUUGUGCCAAUAAACAGUUUGGUUCUCAACCCAUUUGUGCCUGCAACUGAAGUAUAUUUAUUUUUGGUGGAAGUGUACUCUGGGCUUGCCUCGGCAUAAUCUGAAGUCAUUUUCCAAAUCGGUCAAACCGGCUGAAAAGUUAAGUCUGGUCACAUGAUGGGACUACAGUUGUUUUUCUAUAUAUUUCAUUAUAUUUUAGGAAAAACAGAAGUCUCAUUUGCCCAAACCUUGCAGCAUGCUCUUCAGUCCUCCACCGCGGGGCGGCGCUGUCGUUACAUUUGGUUUGUGUCGCUGUAAACUCUGUCCGAGGUCAAAGAUAGGAACACCGGCAGGUUAUCGGAAAGUCACCGUUGAGAAACAAACAGGAGGACUAAUUCUGAAAAACAAACGUGGUCACUAACUAGAAUUAAUAUGCCAUAACUAGGGUUGCGGUACUUCAUAAAACAAACCGUUAAUUGUUGACAAAUUCUUCACCGCUUGCUGCCUAAUGCCAGCUGAAGCGUGAUGCAUCCAGAGCAGCGCAGAACGCCUUUCGCCCUGCAGAGACGACGGGCAGAUUCAGCCCCUCAGGGCACGCUGAGCACCGGCCUACUGCAGGGCCUCAUCCAGAGCGCCAGGCCUCCUUCCUUCUGCUUCCUGGUCCCCAGGGUCCACGCAGCUGAUACGGCAGCUGCCCAGCCUGCACAGAUGCCCUCUCCUUCCUCCUCCUCCACCAGUCCUGCUCCUGCACCCAUCCCCUCUCCCAGCUCUUUGCCAAGCCACAUAGGCAAGCCAGAAUUCCCAGACACAGGAUGGGACCGUAUCAAGAACCUCUUUGACAUAGAUGCGGCGCAGAAGUACCCAGAGGAGCUGACCAACGUGAUAAAGAGCGGUGCAGUUGGUGGACUCGCAGGCUUGCUCUACGGAGGCCUGCCAGCAGCUCGCCACGCCAGGCAGAGGUAUAUCCAAGUCAGCCAGGCAGAAAUGUAUACCUGCCGAGUUGAAGCAGUGCGCUCGGCACAUAACGCAGCAAUCCGGGGGUUUGCGCGAUACGGAUGGAGAUGGAGCUGGAGAGUCGCUGCUUUUGUCUCCUUAUUCAAUUCUGUCAGCACGGGGCUGUCUGUGUACCGGGACAAGUAUGCUCUCAGCCAUUACACUGCAGCUGGAGCUGUGACCGGGGGCCUCUUCAGACUGAACCUGGGCCUAAGAGGGCUGGUGGCAGGGACAAUCAUCGGAGCGGUGAUGGGGUUUCCCACUGGUGCUCUGAUCAUCAGCAUGCAGUCAAUGACGGGAGAAACUGCCAGAGAGAGGAGGAGGAGGGAGCGCAGGGAACUCUAUGAGCUCAGACUCGCAGAAUGGGCGGCCCGUCUGAACUUGACAGAUGAAUUGAUUAAAGAUCUGAAUGUCAGCUCUCAGGCAGAGGAAACCAAUAAGGAAAUACAAAGGAUCCAGGAACUGCUCAGUUUACCAAAGAAUGAGGAUGUGACUCAGGACUCACGCAGCCAAUGAUAACAGCUGCCUUACUGCCUAAUGUGUGGGACAAUGAAGGUGGGACUUCACACAUCUGGGAGGAUGAAUGGGUCACCUCUUCGCCUGCACUCCACACACCUUCUCUAACUGAAUGGAAAGUGCUUCACAUCACAUCACCAACUACUGUCCUGUGUACUCGUACAUCUAUCUUUGUGAGGACCAAUUUGACUUUGAGAUGAAGCUUUAAUUGGACUUCAUGUGAGGCUCAUAGCAAUGGUGGCUUAACUUUUUAAAGAAUCGUAUUUGCCCUUUCUACUUGAUCUAACCUACAGUAUCGAGUGACACAAGCAAUGAGAUUCGAAAUCUCAAAGUUGCAAGGGAUACAACCUAAUAAAGCGUCCUCCACUAACAUAAA
This is a messenger RNA of Cottoperca gobio, 1898 nucleotides long. It is a transcript of the gene timmdc1, whose product is annotated as translocase of inner mitochondrial membrane domain containing 1. The record is from RefSeq and is a predicted model, not a curated record. Gene Ontology annotation, biological process: mitochondrial respiratory chain complex I assembly. NCBI's taxonomy places the organism in Eukaryota, Metazoa, Chordata, Actinopteri, Perciformes, Bovichtidae. Gene Ontology annotation, cellular component: mitochondrion.